This is a messenger RNA of Schizosaccharomyces japonicus yFS275, 3074 nucleotides long. Its product is annotated as long-chain-fatty-acid-CoA ligase. Bases 139 to 2196 code for a protein of 685 amino acids. Lineage: Eukaryota; Fungi; Ascomycota; Schizosaccharomycetes; Schizosaccharomycetales; Schizosaccharomycetaceae. Gene Ontology annotation, molecular function: CoA-ligase activity; myristoyl-CoA ligase activity. The record is from RefSeq and is a predicted model, not a curated record. The transcript has 2 exons. Gene Ontology annotation, biological process: long-chain fatty-acyl-CoA metabolic process; monocarboxylic acid metabolic process.
CCUCAAAAAUCUAUUGUGAGUACGCACGGGCUUUCCUAUUUCUAUUAGACAAUACGCUGUUACUUAAUUGCACGUAACGAAUCUCUCUCAUCUUAGAACAAUCUCUCGACUUGACUUAUAUUUGUUUCAUUCUUGAACAUGAAGGAAUUGUUCAGUGUUGAAACAACAGAGCCUAGAAAGCCUGGUGAGACGCAUGUCUACAGAUCCGUACAUUCUGCAAAGGGUCUGCUGGAGCGUCCUGAGGAAGGCAUUAACACAGUUUAUGAUGUUCUCAAGCGAGCCAUUACUGCUCACGGCAACAAAGAUGCUAUGGGCUGGAGAAAACGGAUUAAAACACACGUUGAAGAGCGUGAAGUGGUCAAGAAGAUUGGCGACCGUGAAGUGAAGGAGAAGAAGCACUGGAUCCUGUACGAGUUGGGCCCUUAUCAAUACAUUAGUUUUACACGCGUCUACGAGCUUGCGUGUGCCGCCGGUGCCGGUCUUCGGCAGCUGAACUUCCAGGCCGGUGAUCGUUUACUUCUUUUCGCUACAACCAGCUCUAGCUGGUUUUUGACUGCUCAAGGUUGUGUCACCCAAAGUGUCCCUAUUGUCACUGCCUACGAAACGCUUGGUGAGCCCGGUCUCAUCACUUCUGUGUCCGAGUCCAAGCCCAGAGCUAUCUUCACCGACCCCGGUCUGCUGUCUAAGCUUAUUGUUCCCUUGAAAGAUGCACCUUUCGUUGAAACCAUUCUCUGCAGUUCCCAGCCUACUGAGGAGCAGACAGCGGCUUUGAAGGCGGUUGCUCCUCAGUUGAAGUUUAUUACGUUUGACGAGCUCAUUGCUACCGGUGAGAAGAAUCCUUGCGAGGUGGUUCCUCCUGCACCAUCCGAUGUCUGCGUCUACAUGUACACCUCGGGUUCUACCGGCAAGCCCAAGGGUGUUAUGCUGCUUCACCGCAACAUUGUUUCCGUUAUUGCCGGAAUCAAUCGUAUUCUGAGUCACCACAUUAACGAGAAGGAUUAUGUGAUGGCUUACUUGCCAUUGGCUCACGUGUUUGAGUUCUUUUUCGAGAUGUGUUGUCUUUACUGGGGAGGUGUUUUGGGUUACGGAUCUGUUCGUACCCUCAACGAUGCCAGUGUAAAGAACUGCCGUGGUGACUUGGCCGAGUUCCGUCCUUCUGUGUUAAUUGGCGUGCCCGCUGUUUUCGAGGCGUUGCGCAAGGGAAUUAUGGCCAAGGUUUCCCAAAUGCCCAUUCAUCGUCAAAAGAUUUUCAGCGGCGCUCUUUCUCUGAAGCAAUACCUUAUGGGUAAGAAUUUGCCCGGCACCGAGCUUCUGGAUGCGCUUGUUUUCAACAAGAUCAAGGCUGCCACCGGUGGUCGUAUCCGUUACUGUAUUAACGGUGGUGCCGCUCUUGCUCCUACCACUCAAGCCUUUAUUAGUGCUGCUAUUGCACCUGUACUUUUGGGCUAUGGUUUGACCGAGACUUGUGCCGGUAGUUUUGUGCUUUCUCCCGAGGCAUUCUACUUGUUUUCGCGCUCUGUUGGUGCCCCCAUCCCCUGUGUGGAGUUCAAGCUUGUUGACAUUCCCGAGCUGAACUACCUUACCUCUCAGAAUCCCCCUCGUGGUGAAGUUUGGAUCCGCGGACCUUCUGUUUGCGGCGGCUACUUCAACCGCACUGAUGCGACCCAAGAGGUUUUCACUGAAGACGGUUGGUUCAAGACUGGCGAUGUUGGUGAGCUCGAUGAGAACAACAUGCUUUGCUUGAUUGAUCGUAAAAAGAACAUUGUUAAAUCCCUUAACGGUGAAUACAUUGCUUUGGAGAAGCUGGAAACACAAUUCAACACCAGCAAGCUCAUCUUGAAUAUUUGCGUAUAUGCUGACACUCAACACUACAAGCCCGUGUGCAUCGUCGUCCCCGCUGAAGGACCACUUCGUGAGCAAUUGAAGAGUGUUCAGGGCAAGGAAUUUUUCGGAAACCCCGAUGAAAGCCUUUCGGCGCUGUGCAAGGAUCCUCAAGUUCGCUCGGUUGUUUUGGCUGAUCUGAUUAGCAUCGCGAAGCAACGUAAAUUCGCAACCAUUGAGACACCUCAGAGUGUUGUGCUUGUAGAUGACGAGUGGACGCCUGACAAUGAUCUUUUGACUCCUUCUCGUAAACUGAAGCGUCAAAACAUCGUUGCAAGAUACAACGAUCUGAUCAUGGAAGCUUACGGAAACUAAGCCGGUCAUGACGUUGACUACGUGCUUUCUUUAGUAGCGUGGUUCCGGCUUUGUUUUUCGUAGACUCUUAAUAUGGGCGUUUCCAAUGGACGUGCUGAUGAAGUGUCGUUGCAUGAGUGUUCUUGGCUUGUGUGAAUGUGCUAACGCUCUUUUUCGGACCUGUUGCUUCUGGUGUGUUCGUGAGUUUCUUUCAUUCUACCCACGAAGGGAAGCAUCAAAGGCCGGCUAUUCCACAAUCUAUCAAUUCUCUCCCCUUGCAGGCUGACUGUCUUCAGCUGGUUCUACGUCUCUUUUUCUAGUCUUGAUCUUCUUCUCUGUUUUACUCACUUUGCUUUUCUUCUUCCGCGCGGGUAGCUAAUCUGCUUGCAGGAGUGGAGAACGGCCUUUGUACGUGCGUUAGUGUGUGUGCAUUUACAUGCAAUUACAUUAGCAUGAGCACCUUUGUGGUUGCCUUUUGUCUUCCUUCUCCGUGAAUGUUUACAACGUUCUUGUGUCCUUUAUGCUUUUUUCUCUCUUGUCUUCUUUUACUUCCCCCUUCUCGCUUACCACGCUUCCCGUACCCUACACGACCUCCCUCUGUCUAUCAAACUUACUAUACUUGCACGUGCACCUCGUUUUCAGCAUCUGCCAAACUUACGAGUGCUUCAAGUUCUUUGUUCAAGGACCCGUGCUGCAAACUUCUGCAAGGGUGCGCUACUCCUUUUUUACAUAUCCAUUACCAUAUAAAUUUGAUAGACUGAAUUAGUAAUGUAUUAUUCAAAAGUACGAACCGACCGCACUUUUAGGCGUGUAUGGACAACAGGUCCUGCCUUUAGCUGAACAAGGAAGGGGACUUUUGAUCUUUUAGAAAGAGAAAGUAAAGAUGGCUUCAUUAUCAA